Molecule: messenger RNA, 1408 nt
Organism: Lobosporangium transversale
Lineage: Eukaryota; Fungi; Mortierellomycota; Mortierellomycetes; Mortierellales; Mortierellaceae
Product: guanine deaminase
Exons: 3
Coding region: 44-1408 (454 amino acids)
Biological process (GO): guanine catabolic process
Cellular component (GO): cytosol
Molecular function (GO): zinc ion binding; guanine deaminase activity
Source: RefSeq, a predicted model, not a curated record
UUUUUUUUAAAAAAAAAAAAAAAAAAAAAAAAAAAAAAACAUAAUGCACACAUUCGCUUCUUCCAUCAGCAAGGUCUUUUAUGGCACUUUGAUCCACUCCCUCUCCAUUAAAGAGAUCGAAUACAUUAGACAGGGCUUGUUAUUUAUUGAUGACGAAGGCAAGAUUGCGAAGUUGGUCAAGAAUGUGCCCGAGGACAGGGUCGAAGCUGAGCUCGAAGGAGUGGAUGAGGACAGGGUUGUCCGUUUGAACGAUGAUCAGUUCAUUAUCCCUGGAUUCAUUGAUACCCACAUUCAUGCUCCUCAGUACACAUUCUGUGGCAAUGGACACGAUCUGCCUCUACUGGAAUGGCUCGACACCUACACCUUCCCUCGUGAGUCCAAGUUUGCGGACAAGGAGUACGCUCACAAGCUCUAUACCAAAUCCGUGGCCCGCUCACUCCGGAACGGUACCACAUCUGCCUGUUGGUUCGCCACCAUCCACUUGGACGCCUGUAAGGAGUUAGUCAACAUCAUUCAGGAGCAAGGCCAACGUGCUUACGUCGGCAAAGUCAACAUGAACCAGAACAGCCCCGAUUUCUUGAUCGAGACCACUGAAUCCUCUGUUCGAGACACUCGAGCCUUCAUCGAGUAUGUCAACAAAACAAAUGCUCAACUGAAUCACAAACCCCUGAUUACUCCCAUCAUCACCCCUCGUUUCGCCAUCUCUUGUACUUCGGACCUCUUGACCGAACUGGGCAAAUUGGCCAAGGAAUACAACCUCCCUAUUCAAUCCCACUUGUGUGAAAACAUGAACGAGAUUGGUUUCACCAUGUCUCUCUUCCCUCAAUCUGUCAACUAUACCGCAGUCUACGCUGAUCAUGGAUUGUUGAACGACCGGACCAUCAUGGCUCACUGUGUUCAUAUGAAGGAUGAGGAGCUCGACUUGAUGAAGGAAAAGAACGCUGGGAUCUCUCAUUGCGCCAACUCCAACUUUAACCUCAAAUCUGGAAUGGCUGAUGUUCGCAAGAUGAUCAACAAGGAUAUCAAGGUUGGCUUGGGUACAGAUGUCGCAGGCGGUUACUCCCCUUCGAUCCUCGAAGCCCUUCGUGCUUCGCGCUCUUGCUCCGUAGCUCGUAAUGCGGACACCACAUUACUGGUCACAGAGUUGUUCUACUUGGCCACCAUGGGAGGUGCCCGUGUUAUGGAACUUCAAGAUACUAUCGGAAAUUUCCAAAUCGGAAAGGAAUUUGAUGCCAUCUUGGUCAACACCUCCGCCGAUAACUCACCAGUCGAUGUCUUUGAUCAUGAUUCUAUCGAAACAAAGUUUGAGAAGUAUCUCUUUGUUGGAGAUGACCGCAACAAUGAAAAGAUCUAUGUUCAGGGCAAGGAGGUCCGUCUCCCUGAUUCCAAGGUUGCUUCGCACAAGUAA